This is a messenger RNA of Candida dubliniensis CD36, 1509 nucleotides long. It is a transcript of the gene PHO8, whose product is annotated as Pho8p. The transcript has a single exon. Gene Ontology annotation, molecular function: alkaline phosphatase activity. Gene Ontology annotation, biological process: dephosphorylation. The coding region runs from base 1 to 1509 and encodes 502 amino acids. The record is from RefSeq and is a predicted model, not a curated record. NCBI's taxonomy places the organism in Eukaryota, Fungi, Ascomycota, Pichiomycetes, Serinales, Debaryomycetaceae. Gene Ontology annotation, cellular component: fungal-type vacuole membrane.
AUGGCUUUUAUCUUUCCAAAAUUAUUAAACCUUACCACAUUGGCUUUGGCUGUGUACUUAUACUUGUUCACCACUGUUGAUGCUGUUCCUGUUGACAACUCCAAACCUAAAAAGAAAAACAUUAUCUUCUUAGUAGGUGAUGGGUUUGGUCCAAGUGGUGUUACUUUGGCUCGUCACUAUAAACAGGUUAAGAAUAACUUGUCCCCAAGAGAUCUUUUAUUUAUGGACUCAUUCUUAAUUGGUACCCAAAGAACAUCAUCCAAUUCGUCUUUUAUUACCGAUUCUGCUGCUGCUGGUACCGCAUUGGCUACUGGUCAUAAAACCAUCAAUGGUCAAAUCUCAGUUGAUGUCAAUAAAAAACCAGUGGGUGCCAUUGGUGAAGCUCUUAAAUUAUUGGGUUAUACUGUUGGUCUUGUUGUUACCACUUCAGUUGGUGAUGCUACUCCAUGUGUUUGGGUCAGUCAUGCUGAGUCAAGAUCCGACCAAGAUCUUAUUGUUGAACAAAUGGUAGGUCAAACUCACCCAAUGGGCCCAGUUGCUGAUUUGAUUAUUGGUGGUGGUAGAGAUUGGUUUAUUGGUCUCGAUCAAGGUGGUAAGAGAAGAGACAACAGAAGUUUGAUUGAAGAAGUUCAAAAGAAUGGUACUUGGACCUAUGUUGGUGACAGAGCUGGCUUUGACAGUUUAGACAAGGGUAAGAACGUUUCUUUACCAUUAUUGGGUUUAUUUGCCAAAGACAACUACCCAUACAGAAUUGACCGUAAAGAUUCUGAAUAUCCUAACUUAGUUGAACAAACUCAAGUUGCCUUAAAUGCUUUAACCGAACACACCAAGGAUAACGAUAAGGGGUUCUUUUUGAUGGUUGAAAGUUCCAGAAUUGAUCAUUCAGGUCACGAAAACUGUGUUCAAGCCCAUGCUCAAGAAGCACUUGAAUACGAUCAAGUUAUCAAUUUGGUUCACAAUUAUACUAAAAAUGCCGACGUCGAUACCGUUGUUAUCGCCACUGCUGAUCACGAAACUGGUGGUCUUGUUCUUAACGAAAAAACACCAAAUGAUUUUAAGGUUGUUUUUAACGCUACCCAUUCUGGUGAAUAUUUAGCUAAACAAAUCUUGACUUAUAAAGAACAAGACAAAUUAGCUGAUUUUGUCAAAGGAACUGUCAUUGAACAAGGUUUGGGAUUGACCAACUACACUGACGAAGAAGUUACCAGACUCGUUAAUAUUGCUCAAAAGAACUCUACCACCACCGCCACCACUCUUGGUGUUGCUAUUGCCAACUUGACUUCCUCAAGAGCCAAAGCUUACUGGGGAUCUCAAGACCACACUUCAGUUGACGUUGAUUUAUACGCUUUUUCAAAUGCUGAUUAUCUUCAACAAAAAGUUACCAAUGUUAGAGAAGGGUUGGCUGGUUUCCACGAAAACACUGAUUUCAGUGUCUUUAUCAAGUCAAUUGAAGACAUUGAUUUAGAUAAAGUGACCGAAUUGGUUGCUAAUGUCAGAACCAAAUAUUAG